Molecule: messenger RNA, 2709 nt
Organism: Salvelinus namaycush (lake trout)
Lineage: Eukaryota; Metazoa; Chordata; Actinopteri; Salmoniformes; Salmonidae
Gene: grm6b
Product: glutamate receptor, metabotropic 6b
Exons: 10
Coding region: 1-2709 (902 amino acids)
Biological process (GO): G protein-coupled glutamate receptor signaling pathway; regulation of synaptic transmission, glutamatergic
Cellular component (GO): membrane
Molecular function (GO): adenylate cyclase inhibiting G protein-coupled glutamate receptor activity
Source: RefSeq, a predicted model, not a curated record
AUGAUAUCACAGUGCCACAAAUCCCAGUCCUGCUGUGGGUUUGGUCCACCGUUUGGAUGUCAUGUAACAACAUUCCCCAGGUUACUGUUAAUGUUGUUUCUGGGUCUAAGUCCAGAGACAUGGGCUCAGCAGGGCACACAACCACACUCCAUCAAGAUUGAGGGGGACAUCACCCUGGGUGGCCUGUUCCCAGUGCACUCCCGUGGGCCAGCCGGUGUGCCCUGUGGGGAGAUCAAGCGGGAGAAAGGUAUUCACCGUAUGGAGGCCAUGCUGUAUGCCCUGGAUCAGAUCAACAGUGACCCUGAACUCCUGCCUAACAUCACCCUGGGGGCCAGAAUCCUGGACACCUGUUCUAGAGACACCUACGCCCUGGAGCAGUCGCUCACCUUCGUCCAGGCCCUCAUCCAGAAGGAUAACUCGGACGUGCGCUGCUCUAAUGGCGAGCCACCCAUCAUUCCCAAACCGGAGAGGGUGGUCGGAGUAAUCGGGGCAUCGGGCAGCUCAGUGUCCAUCAUGGUCGCUAACGUGCUGAGACUCUUUGCGAUCCCCCAGAUUAGUUAUGCGUCCACGGCUCCAGAGCUGAGUGACAAAAGCCGUUAUGAGUUCUUUUCCCGUGUGGUCCCUCCUGACUCCUACCAGGCCCAGGCAAUGGUGGACAUCGUCAAGGCUAUGGGGUGGAACUACGUAUCUACACUGGCCUCAGAAGGAAACUACGGAGAGAGCGGUGUCGAUGCCUUCCUCCAGAUAUCUCGAGAGGCAGGAGGUCUAUGCAUCGCCCAAUCCAUUAAAAUCCCCCGAGAGCCCAAACCAGGGGGCUUUGAUAAGAUCAUCAAGAGACUAAUGGAGACCUCUAAUGCUCGUGGGGUCAUCAUCUUUGCCAAUGAGGAUGACAUCAGACGUGUCUUAGAGGCAGCAAAGAGGGCCAACCUGACGGGUCACUUCCUUUUUGUGGGCUCUGACAGUUGGGGGGCCAAGAGCUCGCCCAUCCUGGACCAGGAGGAUGUGGCUGAGGGGGCUGUCACCAUCCUCCCUAAGAGAGCCUCCAUCGACGGGUUCGACAACUACUUCACCUCAAGAUCUCUGGAAAACAACAGAAGGAACAUCUGGUUUGCUGAAUACUGGGAGGACGACUUCAAAUGUAAACUGACCCGAGCAGGUAUCAAGUACGACCUUGGUAGGAGAAAAUGUACAGGUGAAGAGAGAAUCGCUCAGGAAUCUCAGUAUGAGCAGGAAGGGAAGGUACAGUUUGUGAUUGACGCGGUGUAUGUCAUGGCCCAUGCCUUACACAGCAUGCACCUGGACCUCUGUCCGGGCUCCAUGGGUGUCUGUGAGAAGAUGGACCCAGUGGAAGGGAGUAAGCUGCUCCAAUACAUUCGCUCAGUCAACUUUAAUGGCAGUGCAGGGACUGGGGUCAUGUUCAAUGAGAAUGGAGAUGCUCCUGGUCGCUAUGACAUCUUCCAGUUCCAACUCUCCAACACCACCAACCCUGGCUACCGGUGUAUUGGCCAGUGGACAAACCAUCUGCGACUCAAUGCUGAGGAGAUGCAGUGGUCGGGUGGGGACAGUGCAGUCCCUGACUCGGUGUGCAGUUUCCCCUGUGAGCUAGGAGAGAGGAAGAAGAUGGUGAAGGGUGUGCCCUGCUGCUGGCACUGUGAGCUGUGUGACGGAUAUCAGUACCAGCGGGAUGAGCUAAACUGUGACGUGUGUCCCUUCGACAUGCGUCCCAUGCCAAACCGGACGGGCUGCCGGUCCACACCCAUUAUCAAGCUGGAGUGGAGCUCCCCCUGGGCCAUCAUCCCUGUGUUCCUGGCUGUCUUGGGCAUAUUAGCCACCUCUGGAUGCAUCAUCACCUUCAUCCGCUUUAACGACUCCCCCAUCGUCCGGGCCUCCGGCCGGGAGCUCAGCUAUGUUCUCCUGACAGGCAUCUUCCUCAUCUACCUCAUCACCUUCCUCAUGAUUGCAGAACCCAGCGCCCCAGUAUGUGCGUUCCGCAGGCUGCUGCUGGGCCUGGGCAUGUGUAUUACCUACUCAGCUAUGCUCACCAAGACCAACCGCAUUUACCGUAUUUUUGAGCAGGGCAAGAAAGCAGUCACGCCACCUCCGUUCAUCAGCCCUGCUUCUCAGCUGAUCAUCACCUUUAUACUCAUUGGAGUGCAGUUACUUGGAGUUUUCAUCUGGUUCGGAGUGGUGCCCCCACACACCAUCAUAGACUAUGAGGAGCAGCGCCCGCCCAACCCAGAGUUUGCACGUGGGGUCCUGAAAUGUGACAUGUCCGACCUGGCCCUGGUCCUCUGCUUGAGCUACAGUAUCGUGCUGAUGGUGACCUGCACUGUGUACGCCAUCAAGAGCAGAGGGGUGCCUGAGACCUUCAACGAAGCGAAACCCAUUGGCUUCACCAUGUACACCACCUGCAUUGUGUGGCUGGCCUUUGUGCCCAUCUUCUUUGGCACAGCCCAGUCUACUGAGAAGAUGUUCAUCCAGACCACCACCCUGACGGUGUCCAUGAGCCUGAGUGCCACUGUGUCGCUCGGCAUGUUGUACAUCCCUAAGGUCUAUGUCAUCAUCUUCCAUCCGGAGCAGAACAUGCAGAAACGCAAACGCAGCUUCAAGGCUGUGGCUUCAGCAGUGACCACACAACUCUCCCAGAAAGAAGACAAGCAGAAUGGAGAGUCCAAAAGUGGCGCCAUAGUCCCUGACAGAUCACAGUGA